Messenger RNA from Dendronephthya gigantea, 1823 nucleotides. Its product is annotated as DNA repair protein XRCC3-like. The transcript is spliced from 2 exons. The record is from RefSeq and is a predicted model, not a curated record. Gene Ontology annotation, cellular component: Rad51C-XRCC3 complex; replication fork. Bases 98 to 1210 code for a protein of 370 amino acids. Gene Ontology annotation, biological process: resolution of mitotic recombination intermediates; double-strand break repair via synthesis-dependent strand annealing; telomere maintenance via recombination. Lineage: Eukaryota; Metazoa; Cnidaria; Anthozoa; Malacalcyonacea; Nephtheidae. Gene Ontology annotation, molecular function: four-way junction DNA binding; ATP-dependent DNA damage sensor activity; ATP binding.
CAGUGAUCGUGGUUUGAGUAAAUUGGUUUGACAGUUUGACAGUUUGACUAGAAGAGUCUCAGUGUCUGUAGAAUAGAUCUAAUUAUUUAACAAAGAAAUGAAUUAUCUUAAUCUUCCUCCAAACGUUCAACAAGCACUUCGGGGAAUAGGAGUAACAGCGCCUUCUAUUGCGUCUGUUCUUGAAAGCUCUGUACCUGAACUUGUCAAAACGACAAACUUAUCUGGACACGAGUUUGAAAUUCUAAAGAAAGCGGUUCGUGAAAUAUUUGUACGCCCUUGUUUCGUUUCUGCUGACGAUUUGUACCUUGAGAACUGCGAUGACAUUCUUAUACUUCGCAGACUCAGCCUUGGCUGUUCAAUUCUAGAUCACCGUCUUAAAGGUGGUAUACGUUCCCAAGGAAUCACUGAGAUUUAUGGUGAAAGUGCAAGUGGCAAAACUCAAAUUUGCCUACAGUUAUGUUUAAUGGUGCAAUUACCUUACCAUCUUGGAGGGCUUAACGGUGGAGCUGUGUAUUUAUGUACAGAGGAUAAAUUUCCAGACAAGAGACUCGAACAAAUAAAACCACAGUUCAUUCAGAGAUACCAAAACAUUUUAGGAGAUACCAGUGUUGGUGAUAAUAUCUAUUUAAAUCAUGUCUGUGAUGUUAAAGAAUUGAGUGACGUCUUAGAAAACAAAUUACCUUCAUUAAUGAAGUACAAGAAAGUGAAACUUCUUGUCAUUGAUUCCAUUGCAGCCUUAUUUCGUGUUGAAUAUUCAAUGAAUGAGAUGGAUAAAAGAAGCAAAGUUUUGACUAAACUUGGUGCUCAGUUAAUGCAACUGAGUAACAAAAAUAACAUGGCAGUUGUGUGUAUCAAUCAGGUUUCAGCAGUGUUUUAUAAUACAUGCAAAUAUCAUAAAGUUCAACCAUGUUUGGGUCAAACAUGGUCCAAUCAAGUUACAGUUAGAGUCAUGCUCAGAAGACUUUCUUCUAAAGAAAUGGCUGAAUGGCAGUGGCCCAUGGAAGAGAGAAAUAAUCAAAUACGUGAGUUGGCAGUUAUAUUCUCACCUGAUCUACCCCACACAACCUGUUUUUAUGGUGUUGAUGUCUCUGGGGUUCAUGGCGUUCCAGCAGAUAGGCACAUGGCCACUCAUAAGGAAGACACUCAUCGUGACAUAUGCCAUCAAUGUAAAUCAAUGAAAUCGACGAAUCCUGGUGUUGCUUCUAAGUAAAGAGCCCCUGAUUGGUUGGAGUUGAAUAAAUGAUUAGAUGAACAACAACACCCUCCUGGAACAAGGCAGCAACAUCGAAAAAAGAAAGGUUUUAAAGACAGUUUUGGAAUUUGGAUCACCCUAUCAGUGGCUUAGCCAGCCUGACGAUUUUGAAUUUGAAGCUAGGGUACAACGACUAUGUAGGGCUUGUACUAUGGGCUUUAAAUUUGAAAGCAGUUAUAUAUUAUAGAUAUUCUUAAUGAGAGAAAAACUUAUAUGUAUAUCAUCCUAUCUCCAUAUCAAACGAGGGGAUACAAUGAACUUGUGAAGGUCAAUGAAGUAGCGCACCUUUGCAGCAUUAUAAUACGUUUUAAUAUUAAGUAUUUUCAUGGAUUGUUAACGUAUUUUAUUGACAUAUUUAUUCUUAUAAGAAUAAUAAAAAUAAUAUAAAAAGAAAGAUAUAAAAAAUUACAUCAAGCUAUAUCACUUUGCAUUUCUCAAUUCACGGUACUGUAUCUAUAACAAUAUUCAAUACACGAAAUGACCGGUUAUGCUGUGACAACUUCUAUUCCUGACCUCCCUUCCACCGUGACAGGUGGAAUUGGUUGUUCUUGAAUAGGUUUUAAAACUAAAA